Molecule: messenger RNA, 951 nt
Organism: Hydatigera taeniaeformis
Lineage: Eukaryota; Metazoa; Platyhelminthes; Cestoda; Cyclophyllidea; Taeniidae
Source: the annotation of a GenBank genome assembly
AUGGUCGAUCAGUGUCGUGCUGACCACAUGACGCCACUGGAAGUUACCUUUGUUCGACCCGACUUGGCACUAAGAAUAUGCCAAUUCCUUGAUGCUCCCGAUUUAAUAAAUGCCUGCAGUGCCAUUCAGCCUUGGAGGUGGAUACUCACAACUCGGCAGUCCUAUGAUAUAAUGGUUAAGUACAUCAGUCAAAAGAAGUGGCUUGACAAGCAGCUUAGUUAUUUGCUUUUCUCAAAAUGCGCAAAAUCAGCUUGGAAAAGUGCUGCUCUGGCUGUUCUAUACUACCAUGAGAAUAAAAAACCAAUCUAUGAAUGGCUACAUUCUCCCGAUGACGUCUAUACCUUCACCAGCACGCGUUGCUGCCUCGUACCUCACUUAGACACGCUGCGGAAUAAUGGUGAUGUUGGCAGGCUAAAACGAUUCCGAGCAAUUUAUUUUACGGUUCUCGAAGACUACUCACUCAGGGAUACUUCGCUUGCCAUUGAUUUCAUCGAAACACAAGAUUUAAACUUUACUACUCUUGCUACUGGAAUGGAUGGAAGAAUACGCUACACAACAAUUCCAACACAUUUGUUCUGUAACAGCCUCCGGAGGUACCACUAUUUUAUAUACGUGACGGAACUCGGUGCCACUUUCAACGAUGAUCUUAUUGACCUCUUGGGCUGUAUUUUACCGCAUCAAGUAUUAAUCAUAGCAGUCUUGCUAGACAGGCUUGGCAGCACCUUUGAUGAAAUGAACGCUCUUUCAAAACUUGCUGAAAGUUUUGGACGCUAUGACGAAUCUCCGCUGAGCACCACGUCUGUAAAUUGGCGAAUUUUGCUGGUUAGGUGCAUCUCUUAUGUAUACCUCAAUGUGGAUGAGCUGUUACAAUUAGCCGAUUGUGACACUGAAAGUUCGGAUUUUUCGGAUGACUACAGUUCUGACGAAAUAAUCCUACGAGCAUCCGACUAG